Molecule: messenger RNA, 597 nt
Organism: Penicillium hordei
Lineage: Eukaryota; Fungi; Ascomycota; Eurotiomycetes; Eurotiales; Aspergillaceae
Exons: 1
Coding region: 1-597 (198 amino acids)
Source: RefSeq, a predicted model, not a curated record
AUGGAAGCUUUCAGCUUACAUACUACAAUCAUCAACAAUCCCUAUGAUGACGAAUAUAGCGCUGGAUCACCCGAGCGUCUCAUUUCUUUACAAAGCUUUAUUACAGUGGAUAAAUGGCCGAAACCACGCUGUUUUGAAUUAUCGCGCUUCUUAGUGACACAGUCCGAUGUCAUAUCGUUCCUUUGUGCAUUACCAAAAUCCAUCCGGUUUAUCAAGCUGAGCAUGCUGAAGUUCCUCGAUGAAGGUGGAGAUUGGCAUGGUUUGCUUAAAGAGAUGCGCACAAUGAUACGCGAAAAUACACUAUGGGCGGUCAGAGAUGGGCGCUCGCAACCAGCUAUUUCGAUUGGGCUGAAGCUGCAGAAUCCACAGAUUGGCCGUGCAGUUUGGCUUGAAAAGCAGGUGCAAGAAUAUCUCUAUGGAGAGGGACAAAAUCCAUUCUUUGAACGAACGCCGCUGGACAUUCCAUGGAGAAUUGGAACCCAAAGGGAUGCAUUUGAGCCUUCUUUCGAACGACCUAAUGUUCCUGGGGGAGAAUUCGAAAAUAUGGGGAUUUACGAUAAGAACUGGGAGUACAAUGCCUCGGAUCCGCAAUAUUGA